GACGUCCUAUCACAAAGCACAGUGUUAGAUUACCACCUCGGCAACAUCGUCGUUGUCGGUGUCGUUGUCGUUGUUGUAGUCGUUGUCGUUGUCGACGUAUAUUACAACGAAUAACAAAUCGUAUUUAUUAUUUUUAAUAACCAACACAAACAAACAAAAUAAUCAAACGUUUUUAAUUUUUGUUUUCAUCAAUUUUCAUUCAAUUGAAAUUUGUUUCUCUCUUUUUUUUUCAUUUCAACUUUUAUCCGUACUAUAAUCAAUUUUCCAAAAAUCAAAAAGAAAAAAAAAAGAAAACGUAAAAUUAAUACAAAAUAUAAGUAAAUAGUUUGAUCGUUCAUUUAAUACGCGCGCGUAUUCGUUAUUAGAUAAAAGUAAUUAAAACUAAAAGUAAAAAGUUCAUCAAUCAUGGAGACCGUUUUGGCAAACACGUUGUCCAAGACAACCAUAAUUGGGGAGUCUAACAUCGAACAGAAGAGCAAAACUAAUUUUGCUAACGAUGCCAAGAAAAUGACGAGAUACUCGUUGGCGGAUUCCGCCGAUUCAGUGAUGAACACCGCCAUGGAUUAUUACAUUAAAAUAAUAACGAGAGAAGACGAGCACAGGGUAUUGAAAUUCCUCAGGAGGUUUUUCUUCCGUGACGAACCUCUAAAUCAAUCAAUCGCAUUAAUACCGGAAGGUGAAGACACAACAUGUCACGAAUUGGAAGAUUAUUGCAAAGAUUCAUCCCUUGAAAAUAAUUUAAGUCUUAUGGCAAUAUCAUCGUCUACCGGUGCAAUUAUUGGCGUUUUGUUAAACGGAAAAAUGGAGCCAUGCGAAGAGGAAGAACCAGAGUACAUAAAAAAUUGCGAAAAUUCUAAAUUUAAAAUGAUAUUGAGGUUUUUGCAUUACAUCGAUAAAAAUGUAAACGCAGAUGGAAAAUUUCGAAAUCAAAAUAUAUUAGAAAUUAGAAUAAUUUCAGUAGAUACUAAUUGGAGAGGCAAGGGUAUUGCCAAGGCUCUCAUCGAAAAUACCACACAAAUCGCAAGAGAACGUGGUUUCAAUAUAGUACGAGCCGAUUGUUCGUCGAUGUUUUCUGGAAAAUUAUGCGAACGACUUGGUUUCGAAGCGAUAUUUCAAAUUAAAUAUACUGAUUAUCUCGACGAAAAUGGAAAACCUGUUUUCUCGCCUGAACUUCCACACACGGCUGCUAUAACGUAUAUCAAAAGAUUAUAAAAUCAUAUUUUCUAAUCAAAAACUUUGAAAAUAAAAACAAUUAAUGUGAUUUAAA
Polistes dominula (European paper wasp) is the source of this 1267-nucleotide messenger RNA. RefSeq names its product arylalkylamine N-acetyltransferase 1. Gene Ontology annotation, molecular function: N-acetyltransferase activity. Lineage: Eukaryota; Metazoa; Arthropoda; Insecta; Hymenoptera; Vespidae. The record is from RefSeq and is a predicted model, not a curated record.